CACGGGCCUAGUAGCCAUUUCCGCGCUCGAGUCACCGCGCGCCGGCGGCCUCCAGAAGCUGGUAUGUCGACUGUCCUGCAGAGCAUCGAGCGGCUGUCCAGUCGGGUGGUGCGCGUCCUGGGCUGUAACCCGGGACCCAUGACCCUGCAGGGCACCAACACCUACUUGGUAGGGAUCGGCACCAGGAGAAUCCUCAUUGACACUGGAGAACCAGCAAUUCCAGAAUACAUCAGCUGUUUAAAGCAGGCUCUGACUGAAUUUAACGCAACAAUCCAGGAAAUCAUAGUGACUCAUUGGCACCGUGAUCAUACUGGGGGCAUAGGAAAUAUUUGUAAAAACAUCAAUAAUGACACUGCAUAUUGCAUUAAAAAACUCCCACGGAUUCCUCCAAGAGAAGAAAUUAUAGGAGAUGGAAAGCAACAGUAUGUUUAUCUGGAAGAUGGAGAUGUGAUUAAAACUGAAGGUGCCACUCUCAGAGUUAUACACACACCUGGCCACACUGAUGAUCAUAUGGCUCUACUUUUAGAAGAGGAGAAUGCAAUCUUUUCUGGAGAUUGCAUCCUAGGGGAAGGAACAACUAUAUUUGAAGACCUCUAUGAUUAUAUGAACUCCCUAAAACAGCUAUUGAAACUCAAAGCUGAUAUUAUAUAUCCAGGACAUGGCCCAGUAAUUCAUAAUGCUGAAGCUAAAAUUCUAGAAUACAUUGCUCACAGGAAUAUCCGAGAACAGCAAAUUCUUACAUUGUUUCGUGAUAAUUUUGAAAAAUCAUUUACAGCAAUGGAGAUUGUAAAAAACAUUCACAAGAAUACUCCUGAGCAUUUAUAUAAAAUGGCUGAACAUAAUGUCUUGCUGCAUUUGAAAAAAUUAAAAAAAGAAGGAAAAAUACGAAAAAUAACAACCACCAGAAUCCUUCCUUGAACAUCACUGUAAGAUGGAGAAACAAGCACUAGGAAGGGUUAGUAGUGAAGGGCCAGUGGACCACAAAUUGGAACCUAAAGCUCCCACAGGAAUUAGAAUUUUGCUUAGGGGUUGCAGUUCUUACCCACCAGAACUACAAUCAAAGGCAUGUAACGGGAAGAUACCCUCUCUUCUCCCGACCACAAGACCACAAAGAAUUUCACAUGCAGAAGGUUUGGGAACAGCCAGACGUUUUAGCAGUAGUAAAGGUAGUAAACUCAAAAACAUUAAAGCAGUAAUUCUAUAAGUGUUUACUAGUGUUAGAUUAAUUCAUCAAAUUAACAAUCUUUAUAGAAAUUUAAUCCUUAAAAUCAAGAAGCUCAAAACUUGAAUUUUGUGUAGAAGCUUUUUUGUAUGUACAAAAAAAUACCACCUUUAUAUUAAGCAACAAAAUUAUUUUAGGAAUUAAUGCUUUUUCUAGCCACAAAAUAACUUAAAAUCCAUUAUAUUUGCUUAUCUGUUGUUAAAUUUUCACUCUCUAAUUUUCUUUCCACAGUUAGCAACACAGAUCCUGAGAAGAAAUGGAAAGCUAAUCUUUAGUUUCAGAUUAAUGAAAGCUUUUGUUGGUUUUAUUUUUAGAGAAUGGUAUGUUUUCUUAACUAUAAUUAUUUAUAGGGAAUAUAGAGUAUAGAACAUUGAAAAUAAUCCUAAGUAUACUUUAAAAUAAUGUCUUAUUCCUUCUAAAAUAUAUAUUACAUUUUACAUGUAUAAUAUAGCUUGCUUAUCUAAUCUGAGUGUUACAACAUUUUACCAAAAAUUCAGAAUCCAACAGUUUAUCCAUGUUCAACAGAUUUAUGGUUACUUUAAAAAUAAUAAAAUUUAUAUAAGUUAAACUGGGUAUUAUUCUUGGAGAUUAGUUAUCUAUUACAAAUGGCCAAUAAUAGUAUUUUCUCUAGCUGCUUCAGUUAACAGCACAGAUUUCUGUGUAAUCCUUCUUUACAUCUGUAGAUAACAGCUUUGUUUUCAUGUUUCUAUCAAUUGUAUUAUGAUUUUGCUUUAGUUCUAUAGCUCUGUAUCCUGUAUAUUUUUUUAUAAUGAUAUCUCACAAAUGAUUCAUGAACAUCAACUUACAGUAAUUGAAAAAAUUAAAUUCCUAAUUAAAAGCAUUAUAUAAUAAUUAUUUUUGUAAUCCAUUAGUACAACUUACUUUUCAAGUUUAGAUUUUAGUAUAUAAAUAGCUAUCAUAUAAAUUAUAUACCAAAAAAAAUUUUUUUUAAUUAGAGGAUUUAUAAGACAGGGCAUUUUAUAUACAAGUAGUGUUCUUAAAUAUAGGAGUUAGGUUCUCAGGGUAGCCCAGCAAUGAUUAUUUAACCCACAAGAUUGCCAAACUGCAGUACUAAAAUGAGCUCAGAAUCCUGAGAAUGUCCUUUUUUUAAUUCUUCACUAAAGGUAAAACUUUAAAAAUUUUUCUUAAACUUUCUUUGACAUCCUCACCUUUUUCUGCCACUUUUCCCAAGGUCCCUAGGAUUUUCAUACUAUCGUAACACUUGUUUUCAUGCCUUAGAAACCUGUUGUGUUCCUGAAACCAUUUUAUAUUACAAAAUAACUCAACAACAACAAUAACUCCAUUCAAAAAUGGGCAAAGGACUGGGGCGCCUGGGUGGCUCAGUUGUUAAGCAUCUGCCUUCGACUCAAGUCAUGAUCCCAGGGUC
This is a messenger RNA of Zalophus californianus (California sea lion), 2609 nucleotides long. It is a transcript of the gene LACTB2, whose product is annotated as lactamase beta 2. Lineage: Eukaryota; Metazoa; Chordata; Mammalia; Carnivora; Otariidae. The transcript is spliced from 7 exons. Bases 64 to 918 code for a protein of 284 amino acids. The record is from RefSeq and is a predicted model, not a curated record. Gene Ontology annotation, cellular component: mitochondrial matrix. Gene Ontology annotation, molecular function: RNA endonuclease activity; single-stranded RNA binding.